Saccostrea cuccullata (small rock oyster) is the source of this 2284-nucleotide messenger RNA. RefSeq names its product major facilitator superfamily domain-containing protein 12-like. Bases 1 to 1836 code for a protein of 611 amino acids. Gene Ontology annotation, molecular function: symporter activity. The record is from RefSeq and is a predicted model, not a curated record. The transcript is spliced from 10 exons. Gene Ontology annotation, biological process: carbohydrate transport. Gene Ontology annotation, cellular component: plasma membrane. Lineage: Eukaryota; Metazoa; Mollusca; Bivalvia; Ostreida; Ostreidae.
AUGGCUGGAGAUGCUAUUCCUAUUAAGCGAAAACUCGGAUAUAGUGUUGGACACGCGUUUAAUGACCUCACGGCGUCAAUGUGGUAUACCUACCUUAUAGCCUACUUUCAUGAGGUCAAACAUUUUGAUGACACGUUGGCUGGAGCGCUGAUGAUGAUUGGACAGUCAGUGGACGCAGUGUUAACUCCACUGGUUGGAUUAGCCUCGGACAACAGCAAAUCAGGAUGCUGCAAAAUCGGUAGAAGAAAAUCCUGGCAUUUAAUAGGAACUAUAUGUAGUUGUCUAGGGUUUCCGUUCAUUUUCAUACCUUGUUGGUUCUGUGGCGGAGUUCCAGAUUGGGCCCAAUUUAUUUACUAUGUUCCACUUGUCGUUAUAUUUUCAUUUGGAUGGGCCUGUGCUCAAAUUGGACAUUUAGCUCUUAUCCCGGAAAUGACGCUUUGUACGAUAGAAAAAGUGCAGCUUAAUGGAUGGAGGUAUGCUAUAACAGUCCUUUCACAUAUGUUUGUUUACCUGCUGGCCUGGUUGUUUUUUGAUGCACACAGAUCAGAAGAAGCAAGCACUUAUCUAAACGAGGAGGAUGGAUACAUAUUUAGGGAUCUGGCAAUAUGCGUUGUUGUUGUAGGAGUGAUAUGCAGUUGUAUAUUCUACUGGCUUGUUCACGAAAAGGACAACCCAUUACCUGGAACUGGCUAUGAAAAGAAAUUGCAGAGUGAUAGAGAAGCAAAAAGUGACAAAGGAAAUGAAUUAAAGGAAACCACAGCAGAAAAAAUAGAAAAAAGUAAAGCACUUGAGACUAAUUCUACUGAAAAUAAAAAACAAGCUCCCUUAUUAAAAUUAAAAGGUAUAGUUAAAUCACAUUCUUCUCAGAGUAUUUGCAGGACUCAUGACAAGCUCGAAAGAAACUUAUCUUCAAUGUCUUGUCCCGAAAAGGACGUUAUAGCAACAAUCUCCUCAAUAUCAAGCCCGGAGAUUGACAUAGAAAUGUCCCAACUCACGCACGGUCAAAAUACUGCUAUUCCUGGAAUUCUAAAGGAUAAAUCAAAGACAUGCAAACCAAACACUACAAAGAAAAGAAUAUCUUUUGUAUCUGAUCAUAGCAUCAUAGAAGAAGGCAGAAAUGAACAUGAAAAGGCUGAUAUAGCGAAACAAAAAGUGAUACUUCACAAACAUUGGAAGGACUGGUUUAAAGAGCCCAGUUUUUAUCAGAUGGCUUUGAUAUAUAUGUGUACUCGUUUAACCGUAAAUAUAUCUCAGAUAUAUAUGCCCAUGUACAUAACGGAGACCUUGCAUAUGCACAAGGAUUCUGUAGCAAUUGUUCCUCUGGUUGGAUAUAUUGCUGGAUUCUGUACAUCGCUUUUUAUGAACAAUACAAAUAAGUUACUAGGUCGUAAGAGAACUUACAUAGUGGGUAUAUCUUGUACACUUGGGGCCUGCGUGUGGAUCUUUUUUAUCGAUGAGGCGACAUCUAGCCGUGUCUACGGUGUCGCUGCUCUGAGUGGUGUUGGUGGGUCAACUGCUCUUGUGACGUCACUCGCAAUGACCUCUGAUCUCAUCGACAGAUAUUCUAACAGUGCUGCAUUUGUGUAUGGUGCAAUGAGUUUUACGGAGAAACUUGCUAAUGGAAUCGCUGUUGUUCUUAUUCAAAGAUACAACCCAUGCGAGAAUGGUUCUGCUGCCCACAUGACUCACCACUGUACGGUGUACUAUCGUGACGUCCUGGUGACUGUCCCGGGGGGCGUGACCUUCAUAUCCCUCCUUGUCCUUCUCAGUACAAUAUCCUCAAUAGGCGGCGGGAGCGGCUGGAAAGCACAUAGGAUACACCGACAAACUCAGUGAGAAGUGAGAAGAGGGUUGAGACUGGACAAUGUUGAAUUAAAUUGAAUAAAAUCUAUUUGUGAAGAAGACGCAAUCAUUUAGAAGACGAGAAGGCUUUGUGAUGAAAUAGGCAAAGCCAUAAAAAAACUAAAAAACAAAAAAGUGGAGACCUACAUGCAGUUAUACGGAAUAUUAAUUCAACUGAUGAAUGAAAACAAUAAAAACCAUAAUGUAACUAAAGAACGGAUGAGAUUUAAGAUAUACUCGGUAUUUAUUCCAAAGUUGAAAAUACAUGCAUAUGAAGUGUACUAGUUUUACUUUUUAAAACUUUGUUGAUGUAUGAAAUCACCCGCUAGGUGAUAGGUUUUGAAACAUGACGUAAGAAGUGUAAAUUAAGUCUAGUGUUCUGUGUACUACUAUACAGAGUGGAACUUUCAUGAAACGAAGUCUUGGUUUUAGCUUCCAGCAA